AUGUCUUCCCUCUCUCGUCGCGCCUGCUACAAGUGUGGCAACGUCGGCCACUACGCCGAGGUUUGCUCCUCUGCCGAGCGUCUCUGCUACAACUGUAAGCUCCCUGCCGGUGUCAACAUGGGCCGCGGCGGUCCUGUUCCCCGUGGCGCAUACGGUGGUUACGGCCGCGGUGGCUUCGCCGGUGGCCCCCGUCCCGCUACCUGCUAUAAGUGUGGUGGCCCCAACCACUUUGCCAGAGAUUGCCAGGCUCAGGCCAUGAAAUGCUACGCCUGCGGCAAGCUCGGCCACAUCUCGCGGGACUGCACCGCGCCCAACGGUGGCCCUCUCAACACUGCGGGCAAGACCUGCUACCAGUGCGGCGAGGCCGGCCACAUCUCUCGUGACUGCCCCCAGAAGAACACCAACGGCGAAAUCCCCAACGAGGUUGACUUGACGGCCGCCCCUGGCAUCCCUCAGCCCGCUGUUGCGCCCAUCGCCCCCGUCGCUUAG
Messenger RNA from Colletotrichum spaethianum, 489 nucleotides. RefSeq names its product zinc finger protein klf1. Gene Ontology annotation, biological process: positive regulation of cytoplasmic translation. Gene Ontology annotation, cellular component: cytoplasm. Gene Ontology annotation, molecular function: translation regulator activity; single-stranded RNA binding; mRNA binding. Lineage: Eukaryota; Fungi; Ascomycota; Sordariomycetes; Glomerellales; Glomerellaceae. The coding region runs from base 1 to 489 and encodes 162 amino acids. The transcript has 2 exons. The record is from RefSeq and is a predicted model, not a curated record.